UUGCCACUCGUUAUCCUCCGCCGCCGACGCCUCGCCGUCCGACGCAUCCCGCAGCGGUCUUCGUCGGGCUCAGGAUUCACUGAGGUCGACCGCGCCCAGGUGCAGGUGCUUGCGGCCAUCCCCUCGUCGGAGCUCGGCGAGCUUCCCUCAGCCCGAGUGUCCCUCGCUCCGUCCCUCCGUGGAUCCAAGAUAAGUUUGAGUUCAGUUCAGUCAGCAGUGAACCUCCUCCUUCAUUCAGCAGACACAGACAGCUCCUCUCCGUUGGCCAUCUUCCCUGCUAUCCUUCACAGGGACCGGCACAUCUCCGCCGACCAAGCACCAAUCAUCUACACUAUCUUUGAGUAGGAACGGAACAGCAGAUGCCAAUGGGUUUUGCGGCUGAUAGCUAGAAACAUGGGCUGAAUGCUGAACUGCCUGUCUAUGCACUCAUCUGCUGUACUGAUUUCCACCAUCUCUGACCGACCCUGCAAUCCCACCUCCCAGCAAGAGCUCAAGUCUCAACACCUAGUGUCUCUAGGCUGGAAAUACUUUCUUGAUGGAAGUGGCUUAGUCCUCAACGCUGUGUAUACAUACUGUUGGCACAGAACUGAGCUUCUCGAAAUAUCAUGAGUGGGAAUCUCGUCCUGUUCCAGGACAGAACAAAGCAUGCAGUAUACAUUAACAAGAAUUUAAAAGAUUUCACAGAAGAUGCUAUUGAAAGAAUUACUAGCAACUACAGCACUCCUAUCGGAAAAGGUGGUUUUGGAGAAGUCUUUAGAGGAGUCCUUGAUGAUGAGCUAGUUGCAGUGAAGAGAUAUAUCCGCCAAGAGUUGAGAGAAGAGUUUAUGGAUGAAGUAAGCAUCCAUAGUCAAAUGAGCCACAGGAACGUGGUGAAUCUCAUUGGCUAUUGUAUUGGGGAAAAUACCCUAACAAUGGUAACUGAGUUUAUCUCCAAAGGAAACCUCGAUGAAACAAUGGUAACUGAGUUUAUCUCCAAAGGAAACCUCGAUGACAUACUCCACAACAGUAAUACUUCCAUCCCUUUGGAUAUAAGAUUGGGUAUUGCUAUAGGCUGUGCAGAAGCAUUGAGCUACAUGCAUUCGAUGCAUUUAUCAGGUGACAACCUUGUAUGUCAUGGCGAUAUUAAACCUGCCAACAUACUUCUAGAUGCCAAUCUUACAGCAAAAGUAUCAGAUUUUGGACUGUCGAGGCUUCUUUUAGGAGGCAUCACUCAAUACACUAGGAAUGUAAAAGGAAGUCUAGAUUACAUGGAUCCUAUUUAUCUUCGAGAGGGACGUCUUACCCCAAAGAGUGAUGUAUAUAGUUUUGGAGCUGUGCUCUUGGAAUUAAUAGCUAGGAAAAGGGUAAAAGAGGGUAGCUGUAACCUCAUAUCGACUUUCAGUAAUGCCCGUGGUAAAGGUGAAUGGUCGAGGGACCUUUUUGACGGGGAAAUAAUCAGUGCAGGCAAUAUAAAGAUUCUUGAGGAAAUAGGAAAACUGGCAACUGAAUGCCUGACAUUGGACAUUCAUAAACGUCCCAGAAUCACUGAUGUGACUAAACGCCUUUUAAUGCUGUGGAGACAAGAAAAACGGGAGUUCUUUUUUAGAUCAGAAAGUGUUGGCACAAGCAACUUAAUGAGAUGUUUGAGCAGUUUUGAGAUGGAUGUUGCCAAUUCUGAGAUACUAGCAAAGCUUGGCAACAUGCGAUUUUUCACUGAGAAGCAGCUAAUUGAAGUCACACAGAACUUCUCAUGUCUAUGUAGUGAAGGUUGGUUAGUUGAGGUCUACAAAGGCACUCUAGAGGAUAACACAGUGGUGGCAGUGAAGAAAUCUAUUGAUGCAUAUGAGGAGCAUAUAAUUCAUUUUGUCAAUGGAGUGAUGAUCCAUGCUCAACUCAUCCACACGAAUAUCAUCAAACUGUUCGGCGUCUGCUUGGAGGUUGGUAUUCCAAUUUUCCUAUAUGAGUAUGCUGCUGAAGGCAAUCUUUCAGACCUCCUGAAUGGUAGCAAGCAUUUCCCCCUGGAAUUGCGGAUGGGGAUUGCAAUCGGAACUGCAAAAGCAUUAGCAUACAUGCACUCAUCUGAUUCUGGUUGCAUCAGACAUGGUAGUGUUAACCCUUCCAAUAUACUUGUAGAUCAUAACUUCACGCCAAAGGUCUCAGGUUUUUCACUCUCAAGGGCGCUUACCAUUGAGUACAAUUAUGAUGACUCUGUAGUCGUUCAAAGGCACUACAGCGACCCAAGCUUCGUACAAUGUGGGCUUCUUACAGUCAAAAGCGAUGUGUACAGCUUCGGGAUUAUUCUCAUGGAACUCAUUAGCAGGAAGCUAUCAAUAUAUGAUGAAGAUUGUGAACUAACAGACCUUGUUAUCCUGUAUAACAAAGCAUAUGAUUCAGAGAAGAGAGGAGCGGCGAUGUUUGAUAAGGAUAUCACAGCCGCAAAAGACAUCAUACUGCUUGAAGACAUUGGGAAGCUAGCAAUUGAGUGCACGAAACUGGGACCAGAUCUUAGGCCAACAAUGAAGGAGGUGGCAGAACGCCUCGAGAUUCUUAGAAUAUCUUGGGGCAAAGCUAGCCAAGGGAGGUAGCUGAAUCUGGGGCUAUGGUAAAUGCCACUGGAAGGAGGACAACCCUGUUUAAAACAUUUGUGCCGCUGAAGCUUCAUGAUUACCUCUCUUUGAACUCAGCUCACAAUUCUUAUAUUGUUUUGUUUUGUAAUGUUAUGAUUUAUGUAAUCUUGGUGGAGAAGCAUCAAGCGUUUUGCUGUAAUCUUGUCUGGAUUUCUCAUGCAUGGAGACGUUGAACUAGACAUGUUAUCCAAUAUGCCAAUAUACAAAUAUUAGUGUUACCUUGCU
Messenger RNA from Triticum dicoccoides, 2831 nucleotides. Its product is annotated as wall-associated receptor kinase-like 4. Gene Ontology annotation, biological process: protein phosphorylation; cell surface receptor signaling pathway. Lineage: Eukaryota; Viridiplantae; Streptophyta; Magnoliopsida; Poales; Poaceae. Gene Ontology annotation, molecular function: protein serine/threonine kinase activity; ATP binding. The transcript has 4 exons. The coding region runs from base 606 to 2564 and encodes 652 amino acids. Gene Ontology annotation, cellular component: plasma membrane. The record is from RefSeq and is a predicted model, not a curated record.